Amphibalanus amphitrite is the source of this 4907-nucleotide messenger RNA. Its product is annotated as protein mesh-like. The record is from RefSeq and is a predicted model, not a curated record. The transcript is spliced from 22 exons. Gene Ontology annotation, biological process: cell-matrix adhesion. Lineage: Eukaryota; Metazoa; Arthropoda; Thecostraca; Balanomorpha; Balanidae. The coding region runs from base 333 to 3923 and encodes 1196 amino acids.
AUCAGUGCCCCGAUUAGACACAGUUUGAACGCAGCCAGCCAACCGGCAGCCAGUGGUGUGGCGGCUGUCGACAGAGAAGUGCUGUUGCUGGGGUUUUGAGGACCCGAUAAAGUCGUAUUCGAGACUGAGAACUCCGCUUAGCUGUGAGACGAUUGACUGAAGAGCCCCUCGAGCUGUUAGAAGGCUGACUAAUAAGUCAGUGGGACUGCAAGGAAACUGAUUUAGCCAACCAGACUGCGAAGACAGUGACUUCCGACCACUGUGUAACUCUUUGAAGACCGACUGCCGGGGUGUGAGCUCUGAGGCAGCUCGGUGUCCGAGCACGACAGACAAUGGCGGCGGCCCGCGGCAGCACGGGGCUGGCCCUGGCUCUUCUGGUGCUGGUGGUGGCAGUAAGCGGGGCGACGGCCCGCAAUCGCUCCCGGCGCCAGAUGGGUUCCGGGAAAAUCAGCAACUCUUAUUACAGUGGUCCUUCUGGCGGCCUGAACUCGUACGACGCGUGGGACGACGAGGAACACUAUGUCAUUACCGAGGACCGACUCAACGAGAUCCGAUCCGAGAUGAUGUACCCCUACAAGGACCCCAACGACUACCAGAAGGACAUCAACGACCUGACGCCGCAGAUUGACAAAAAGCUCAACUUCAGGUUCCCCUUCUAUGGGUUCCUCUUCAACUAUACAUGGGUGUCUCUGCACGGCUUCCUCGGGUUCUCCGUACCAACCUCGGAGCCGCAGACGUACCCGCUGACGUUCCCCCAGCCGGACUGGCCGGUCAAGAACGAUCCCUCCUUCAUCGGGCCCUUCUACAGCAAGUGUGUCAUGGGGGAGAUCGGUGGCGAGGAGACCGACACGCGGCGGCCAGGAGUCUACUACAGGAUUGAGCGAGAUCUGUACGAGAGAUAUGACCAGUUUGGUGUGGAGCUGCGCGAGCGGGCUAAAUGGGACAUCCGCGAGGGAAUCGUUGGAGCCGAGGCGUUUACUCCCAAACACAUUGUCAUCACUACGUGGAAGAAUGUCUCGUUCAACGGAGGAAACUCAAACUCGCGCGCCCGACGAGUGACGAACACGUUCCAGCUGAUGGUUGCGACUGACGAAGUGCGCUCGUAUGCGCUCUUCAACUACCUGCACAUGGGUUGGACCACGCAUACAGAGGCGGGCGGCGACGGCAACGAGGGACAGGGAGGCAUUCCUGCUUAUGUUGGCUUUAAUGCCGGUAACGGCACCAGUGCCUACCCGUACACGCCGUACUCUCAGACCAUGUACAUCCGUGACCUGACCUCGACCGGCAUGGCCAACGGCUUCCCCGGUCGACACAUCUUCCGCAUCGACGAGAAGAUCCUCGCCGGCAACUGCCGACAUGAACUCUAUGGUUCGAACCUUCCACUGGUGUUCGCUCCGGAACAGGGUAACAUGCUGGGCGGCAACCUGGUCAACAUCUCCGGCCCGUGUUUCGGCCCCAACACGCUGGUCAAGUGCCGCUUCUACGAUCGAGAGGUAGAGGGUGUGGUCCGGGACACCAACACGGCCUUCUGCGUGCAGCCGCGCCUCUUCGCCACCGGAUUCGUGGACAUCGCCGUGUCUCUGGACGGAGGACCCUACUACUGGAAGGGACAGUACUAUGUCGAGACUCCUCUGACAUCAGCCGAGACGGUGAUGUUCGCCAACGACGACUACCAACUGGCCGAGCCGGGCUCACUGCGCCUGCAGUGGCUGUGGCACAACCUGACCAUGGAUCAGAGCGCCAAGGUCACCAUCUCUCUUUACGGCUACCGGGAGACGACCAACACGCCCGAGCUGGUGUACAUCGACACCAUAGCGGAGGGGAGCAACGACGGCAUCCAGGACAUCAGCACGGCCGACUUCAUGGGCAACGACAACUGGGACUACCUGGACAUCGAGGUCGGGUUGAUCCACAUCAACCUCACCAAUCCAGGAACCUACCUGUCGGGACUGAAGAGCUCACCUACGCUAUGGAGUCGACCGGUGCCGCUAGCCUGGUACUUCGGGCCGCAGUGGGAACGAGUCUACGGCUCCGAAUGGGCGGCGCGCGUCUGUAACCGCUGGAUCGAGAACGACAGAAACCUCAAACACUUUGCCGGAGAGGUGAUCCGCUGCCCAUGCCGAAUCGAACAGGCGGUGGCCAACAAGGGUCUGUACGUGCCCGACUUUGACUGUGACCGAGACGGGAACACGGCCUGUGACGAGCACCGCGGCGCCAUCCACUGCGUCAGAGCCGGCAUGGUCAAUAACGACGGCGCCGGCCAGCAGUGCUGUUACGACAUCGACGGCUACCUGAUGAUGACCUCGGACACGAUGUGGGGCGGCAACCCGCACCGGGCCCACAACCUCGGCAUGCGACCCUUCUACGAGUCCAACAAGAUGCCGUCGCUGUCUCACUGGUACCACGACGUGGCUCCGUUCUACUCGUGCUGUCGGUGGCAGGGGGAGCAGAGCCAGGGGUGCACCACUUACCGGUUCGAGAGGAGGGCCUCCCAGGACUGUGUCGGCUACCAGCCGCCCUCUGCCGCCACCGUGUUCGGCGACCCGCAUUUCUACACGUUCGAUGACGUCCAGUACACGUUCAACGGAAAGGGCGAGUACGUGCUGACGCGGGUGAACACGAACCGGAACCAGCUGGACGUUCAGGCCCGGUUCGAGCAGGCGCCCGACAAUGAGAUGGGGCCCGUGUUUGCCACUCAGCUGACCGCCAUCGCAGCUCGUGACAACUUUUCGACGACGGUGGAGAUCCGUCUGCGUCCCACCGAGGCCCAGUGGCGCUACAAACUGAACGUGCUCGUCAACCAGAAGUACCUCUACUUCGACAGAUACCCGGAGAAGAUGCAGAUCUUCAGAGGUAUGCUGGUGUACGUGCCGACCUACAUCCACAACCAGUCGCAGGUGAUCGUGCUGUUCCAGUCGGGAGCCGGUGUCGAGGUGCUGGAGAACCAGGGACAGAUGGCCGCGCGGCUCUACCUGCCGCUCACGUUCAUGAAUCAGACAAAGGGUCUGUUUGGCAAUUGGUCCAACGAUCCGGGCGACGACUUUGUUCUGCCAGACGGCACCCAGGCUAAUGUGGACAUCCUCAACUCAGAGUCCAUCUACGAACGAUUCGGAUUGCAGUGGAUGUUGGAUGACAAGGAAGACCCGUACCGUGGCGGGUCACUCUUCUACCACGAGAACGGACGCUCCUCCAGUAACUAUUACGACCCGGACUUCCUGCCUGAGUUCGAGAAAACGCCGGAUAUUCCCGAUAACAGCACGCUGGAUGUCGAAGAAGUGAAGCGGGUCUGUGGUAGCUCCUACCAAUGCGCAUACGACUUCAUCAUGACGGAGCGCAGAGACGUGGCCGUCUUCACCAAGUUCUACCAGGACGAGUUCGUCAACAUCAAGUCCAGCGGACUGGAAACAAUCAUCUCGUGCGGCGCGCUGCCGACACCGCAGAACGGUCGCAAGAACACGUUCGCGUUCACGCCGGGCACGAUGGUGAAGUUCGAGUGUGACCCGGGCUACAUCCUGGUCGGGGAGGCCCGCCGCUGGUGCUACGCCUCCGGAGACUGGAACUGGCCGGAGGACGGCGAGGUCAACUGCAUGAGCGAGGCCCAGUACAAGACCAUGUACGUCGGCAUCCAGGCGGGCAUUGUGUUCAGCAUCCUGAUCCCGAUCGUGGCGGCGCUGGUCUGCUUCGGCUUCCACCUGAAGAGCCAGGCUGACGAGAUGGACAGGGAGACCGUGGGCCGACACGCAGGCUACAACGUGGCCAGGGGAUCGAGCCGCAGCGGCACCUCCUCUGAGCCCUCCACCCUGGUGAAGGCCCCGCCGCCGGGAGGCCGGCAGCAGCAGCAGCAGUUCGGGGCGCCCAACAUGGACUCGUCGCCACGCGCCGAGCGCCACGAGAUGCCUGUCCGAUACGAGUCCUCGUACUGAGCGGACACGUGGCGCCACGGGUGCCACGGGCGGGCGGGGGUGCCGGCACGUGCCGACCGGUGGAUGUUGUGAGGGACUGACGGUGUCCGUGGGUACACCGGGUGGCGCCGACAAAUGCGCGUGUGUCUGUGUUUGUGUGUUGUGCGGUGUGAGCGUGGGUAGGUAGGCUUGAGCGAUGUUUGUACCGGACUGACGCUGGAUCAAUUGUUGGGUUCACGCGAGGUGUUACUCGUGAAACAAGAGUGUCAACUACUUGGAUCGUGUGAAGAGAGGUGUGUAUGCUGUGUUUCUUAUUUAGUCGCGACUCGCAGGCGGGUGCUGGCGGCGUUUAGAGCUUAGUGGCAGCAGCCAUGGCGGCUACGGUCGCUCAUUUUAUUUACUAACGCUUCAAAGCUUUUUAGAACCUUUUCUGUCGUAGCAUUUUCUUUCUCAUACUCAUUUCUAUCUUAAAUUUGAAAUCGAUUUGCUGCAGCUUUGUCACUAUCGCGUAUGCAUCACAUAACAGUCUGUUUUGUCAAUUUAUAUUUAAGGACAGCGAUGAAAUGUUGGUAGCGUUUCUGACAUGCGUUGUAGCCUCUAUAUUAUCACCUUCUCUAUACUAUCUGCAUGCUAUUAUCUCUCUCUCUCAUCUUCAUCUUCUGUAUGUCUGAAAUCGCCUGCCAACGCAUCAUUAUGAUCAUUUUCUUCCAUUUAUAUCGGUGCCCGGUUUAUGGGCCGGAAAGAACGCUAAGUGUUGACGCCAUGUCUGACUCUGACUCUGUAUAGAUGUUCAAAACCACGCCGUAUUGCGAGUAUCGAGCUGCCAUACUAAGCAUUUAACGCUCGGCUCCGUCUUUGUAUUUUCUGUGCAAGCUACAACCCCUGUGGUUCGACCUAUGUAAGGAAGUGCUUUCGUGUCAGGCGAUGAGUAAUAGCUUACAGCGUUUUGUAACAUACGAUCAACGUGAUUUCGUGUCCCGUUUUAGUAAUAAACGUACAACAUCU